AAAUGUCAAAAGUUUGUAACCUCAAAGUUAUACGAAUGUUUAUAACCUUAAAAAGAAUGUCAACAUAAUUUGAAGGUAUUCAAAUUAAAAAAUAAAAAAUUUAAAAAUGGUUAUAAAGUGUACAGCAAACUGUGGAAAGAACGCCGCUCUUAAGCGUCCCAAAACUGGCGAUGCCUUGUGCAAAGAAUGUUUUUUCUGGGCAUUUGAAACGGAGAUACAUGAAACCAUUACAUCAGGUAAUUUAUUUUCACCUGGAAAUAAGGUAGCCAUCGGUGCAUCUGGAGGGAAAGAUUCUACAGUUCUGGCAUACGUUUUAAAAGUUUUAAACGAACGUUAUAAUUAUGGAAUCGAGUUAAUAUUAUUAUCAAUUGAUGAAGGUAUUACUGGAUAUCGUGACGAUAGUUUAGAUACAGUUAAACAGAAUAAAAUUGAUUAUAACAUGCCGUUAACGAUUUUAUCUUAUAAAGAACUGUAUGGCUGGACAAUGGACGAAAUUGUUGCUCAAAUAGGUAGAAAAAAUAAUUGUACGUUUUGUGGAGUAUUUCGACGACAAGCGUUAGAUCGGGGGGCGGCUCAACUUAAAGUUGAUUGCAUUGCGACGGGACAUAAUGCAGAUGAUAUUGCUGAAACAGUUUUAAUGAAUGUUCUUCGAGGGGACUUAGCAAGAUUACGAAGAUGUACUGCAGUCAUAACAUCAGGCGAAGGUACAAUACCACGAGUAAAGCCACUUAAGUAUACAUAUGAGAAAGAAAUUGUUAUGUAUGCACAUUUUCGAAAAUUAGUAUAUUUUUCAACAGAAUGUGUUUUUGCCCCAAACGCGUAUCGUGGACAUGCUCGAACAUUAUUAAAAGAUUUGGAAAAAGUACGACCAUCAGUUAUUAUGGAUAUUAUUCAUUCAGGUGAAACUUUACAAAUAAGCAAAACAGCAAAGAUGCCCCAAGUUGGUGUUUGUAAAAGUUGUAAUUUUGUCUCAUCACAAGAAAUAUGUAAGGCAUGCUUUUUGCUUCAAGGUUUAAAUCGAGGUUUACCAAAGUUAGGUAUUGGUAAGACAAGUAAAUCUAAAAAAAUGUUAGCUGAACAAGAGGCAAAAGAUAAAUUAUUGCUGAACGAUUCAGAUAAAAGUUGUAAUAAUUGUACAUGUAAUAAAUCUAACAAAGAAAUUAACAAAUCAAAUAUAUCUGAUCAGAAUUCAUUAAAAUCUCUAUCGAUUCUUAAAGAUGUUGACCUAUUUUAA
Molecule: messenger RNA, 1234 nt
Organism: Chrysoperla carnea
Lineage: Eukaryota; Metazoa; Arthropoda; Insecta; Neuroptera; Chrysopidae
Gene: Ctu1
Product: cytoplasmic tRNA 2-thiolation protein 1
Exons: 5
Coding region: 107-1234 (375 amino acids)
Biological process (GO): tRNA wobble position uridine thiolation
Cellular component (GO): cytosolic tRNA wobble base thiouridylase complex; mitochondrion
Molecular function (GO): tRNA binding
Source: RefSeq, a predicted model, not a curated record